Messenger RNA from Diabrotica virgifera virgifera (western corn rootworm), 4517 nucleotides. RefSeq names its product BLOC-2 complex member HPS5 homolog (gene pink). Gene Ontology annotation, cellular component: cytoplasm. The record is from RefSeq and is a predicted model, not a curated record. Gene Ontology annotation, molecular function: protein binding. Bases 183 to 2681 code for a protein of 832 amino acids. Lineage: Eukaryota; Metazoa; Arthropoda; Insecta; Coleoptera; Chrysomelidae. The transcript has 5 exons. Gene Ontology annotation, biological process: developmental pigmentation.
GACUGUGUCCUUUUCUAGUACUUGUGCAGUUUUAUCUUUAUCUUUUUUCAAAAAGUGGUUACCGCAGUCUAAGCGAUCCUUUCGAAAGUUUAUAUAUCUGCACGUUGGCAGUAGCUAUUUUUACUCAAAAAUGUCUAAAGGAAAAAUAAAAACAUAACCUAUAUUUUUUGUCAGAUCUAAAAAUGGAUAAGUAUGUUUUGGUAGAAUAUUUGAGCAGUAUAAAAACAGCAAUAUGUGAGACGUUUAAACAUACCCAGAGGAUUAAGCUCACUAGUUUUGAUGUUUCGAACCACUAUAUCAUUUUGGGGACGAACAGUGGAGGUAUUUAUAUUUUCAAACGAACACCAUGUGAAUUUCUUAGGCUGAUCCCAAGCAAAGAAGGCUCUACAGUCCACGUAAAAAUAUCUCCUGAUGAGAAAAAUUUGGGCGUAGCCUCUGCCAGGGGCCUUGUGAUAAUUUUAGAAAACUUUUUUGCCGACUUAAAUGUAAGGCCUCUUCUGUUUACCGAACACGAGGGCCAUGCAAUAUCUGUGAUGAAAUGGCAUGGCAAUAGCGUAUACACUGGUGACAAUAAUGGAAAAAUAGCUGUAUGCUCUGUCCAUGCAAAAUUGACAAAAGCAAUAUUCCAAACCCCAUCUUCAACUCUGAUGAGCCUCGAUUCAAGCAUCGUUCAAAUAGACACUUACAAAAACUAUUUAUUAAUCUCCACCAAAACACGUACUUACCUAUGUGAUACCGAAAAGGAACAGUACAAACAAAUAGGCAAAAAGCUGAGGGACGGCAAUUUUGGCGCGUGUUUUUCCCAGACCGACUUUUCCGAUCACUUCGACAGAUGCGAAGGUGUCAGGAAAGCCUUCAAAACCAUCGAAGGGGAAGAUAGUUUUAGUAGUAAAGUGAGUAACGAUGUGAGGUUAUACUGUUCUAGGCCCGGGGCUCGCUUAUGGACGGCGAAUUUCGAAGCCACUGUUCUUUCAACAUACCAGUUCAGAAAUUCCCUCAAUGUUCAAUCUUCAGACUUGAUCACCAUUGAAAGCGCCAAAGAUACGAGACUCCGUGUAACCAAAUUCGACGAAAUCGAAAUUUCAAAGGACUUCAACUUCUGCAAAGUCUAUUUGCUCUACAAAAACAUCAUAAUGACAUAUGACAAUAAGGGCAUUUAUUUCUUUAACGUAGAAAAGAACAAUAUCGUAUGCUGGUCGCAUGCAUUCGACAAUAUCAGGGACGUAAAAAUCUUGAAGCCACAUAUUUACGUUUGGAGGAACGAUCUUCAAAUCAACAUCAUAUCGUUGCAAUCUCUAGAGGAAAUAGUUAUUAACACGUUGAUCAGUAAACAGUAUUUGUUGUGUUCGGACUUGUGUGUACAAUUUAACGAAGAAGUUUUUGCUUUGAUUGAAAAAUCGAAGAAAAUCAAUCUCAUAUCUAUUUUGAGGACCAAGUUGAAGGAAUUAGAGGAAAACGAUCUUUUGGGGAAGAUAGAGAAUAUUUUAGAUAAACUAGACGAGUAUUACAAAGACCAAACAGUUGGGUUAAAGUUUGAAAAUGGUAUAGUCCUAGUUGAGAAUCAGUAUUCAGCGCAAGCUACAACUUUACCUGAAAAUAUUGAAAGUAAUUUUGAGAAUUUAGACACAAAUAAAGAUUUAAAGAUACUUUAUAAACAAUACGUACUUAACAAAACUCAUAAGCUAGCGGAAUUAACGGAGAGUAGCAAAAUUUUAACAAAUACCAAUUUAGAUGAACUACCCUCGUUAUUCGAGUCCUUUAUAAAGUACGUCAAAGACAAAAGCGAAGAAGAUGCAACGUUGUGGUGCAAAGAACAGCUAUUGAAAUUCGUUUCUAAAAGUUUAUACAACUUCGACCAACUUAAACCACCUACCGUUGAGGCGUUAAGUAGAUAUUUUUUAGAUUUAAAUAAUUAUAAAACCGAUUGUUGCAAAUGUGGUUUUCCUUUACCCAGAGCGCACAAAAGGAAACUAGACCAUUACAAUCUCGCGUCUAAAUUGUUUAAUUAUACCGAAAACAAACAAGAGUACUUAAACAACAUUCCUCUUUUGUACAAGAUCAAUGCUUGCGAAUUGGCAUUGAAUCUCGCUAAGAUUACCCAGUUCAGCGACAAGGAGGUGUUUAAAAAAGUCUUAUUUACAAUGACCUACGACAAGUGGGAUGACGUUAUAAAGUUGUACAUCAAACUAAGUCAAUGCCAGUGUUUGAACUGUACAGAGACUAUCGAUAUCGAUGGAUUGUUGACUUGGACGGAAUUGGGGAUGCUGAUGGUUGAAUCGAUAGGGCCGAAGAAUGCGAAUCGAUUGGUGACGAGGUACGCGCAAUACAUUCCUAAAGGAGAGUUGAAGCAGGAGUUUUACCAGAGCUGCUUGUUUUCUAUGACGUGCCCGAACCAGGGCGUUGCUGUCAAAUUCGUAGAGGAGGUUCGUGCUGCUGGAACCUCUAAAAUGCUUGGAGACUGCUUAGAACAAUUCCUGCAAAAGCAACAUUCCGGCCUGCAAUCGCCACACAAGAGUAUUACACCCGAUUCCAACAUAAAAUGUUCCUAUUGUCAAAUAUCUAUAAGCAAUCCAGUUCUGCGAGAGGUCAAACAUUGCGUUUGCGGGCAUUACUACCAUCAGGUCUGUUUUAAAAGUCACAGUAGCAUUUGUAAGUAUUGUGUAGAAGAUACCAACAGUUAGAUGUCUGUAAGAGUUAUAGCUAAGUCCAAAAAUAUUAGUUAGAACAGACAAAAGAUUCGAAUAGAAGAUUUUUGUUUAUUUGACAGUGGUGUCGUAUGUCUAAAGUCAUUAAAUUAAGAUUAUUUUAAAUAUUUUCAGUCAAUAGAAUUUCAAUUGGAUUUUUGAAAAAUACUUUUUAUAUCACUACCGGUAAGUUAUUUCAGUGAUAGGUUCACAUUUAACAAUAGCAUUCUAUAAAUGUGUAUCUAGGAUGUUUAGUGAAAGUUUAAAGAUUAUAAAAUUGCGGGAAAAUUAUAAAUUUUAAAGGGGCAACGAUAUCAAGUUUAGUGAUCAAAGUAUGCUACAUGAAGUAUAGUAGAACAGUGAAAAAUACGUGUCAGGUAUAUAGAGAAACAAUACACCAGUCUUUUCUCUCCAUGUACUCAUCAUCAUUCUCAUUGACUUUAUCCGGCUUCCCUUAUUGUAUUUCUCUGUAAGUUUCUAUCUUGCGUCAUUACAAUAUCAAUCCCCUUUAUCGAUAUGUCCUGCCUAAGGGUCUCUCCCAGGUCUUCCUCUCCUACCCUUUCCAGGAAUCCGCAGUUCUAAAUCCUCUCCUUCCUACUUCAUUCUCUGAAAGUCAUUUUGAGUAAUUUUAUCAAUUUCAUGCUAAAGAGCUUAUACCUGGUAUAUUGUUUCCAGUCUCAUCAAGUCUUUAUAAUAUGUACUUAUACACAAGCCAUCUAAGAUCCUCCAGACCAAGGUCCUUAGUCUUGUCUUCUACUUUUUAAAGCAUGCACAACUCUUUUCUUGUUUUCUAUAGAUAGUACGUAAAAUUAUCGGUAAAGCUAGAUAAUGAUGUUCAUUGCUGUACAAACCGAUUUGCACCGUGCCUCUUUCCCUACCUUUGUAAGUAGCUUUUUCAGCAGCUAGGCAAGAAUGUUGACCACAUUAACACAAAUAAUUGGAGCAUUGGGAAUUGAAAAUUGAAAGUUUUUCGAGCAAAUUCAAUACAUUCGCAAAGUAAUGCCAAACUAGGACGAUGUAAGAUGUGAGAAGAGAACCUAGUAAGCCUUCACUGUGCCUGAACAAUAUAUUAACACCUACAAAGGUGGCUAAAAAUUUUGACGGGUCUACUACUUCUUUCCAUUAACCUCAUUCUCGCAGGUAUGUGUAAAUAUUUUAGAACCUGGUACAUUCUAUUUCAAUCAGUGUGAUCAUAAUACUUUUAAAACUGUACAAACAAGACAUGUAGCACCAGUUUGUGAUAAGUAGUCUCGAGUUUCCUUGUGCAAAAAACUGGUCUGUAACGAUUUGUUCCUCUAAAUCUAGCUCGACAUUCUUCCAAUAUUGUUCAGUAUUAUUCAUGGAAAAAUAAUUUCACUAUAAAUAAAAUAAAAUUGUCAAAUGAUGUUGGAAAAUUAAUUGGUUGCCUAUUUAAAAUUCUUAACGUACGCCCCUGGACUGUUUUGUCACUGCGCAGCUGCAAUCUAAGUGCCAAGAUACUGUGGCAAAAGUACUUUAGAACCUAAGAACCAUUGUAACAUAUUAACAGAUAAAAAUCUGGUAGAUUAUACAUGUACGAAAGAGAACUUUUUUCUGUAUGUAUAGUAGAUUGUUCAAUAGGUUUUGUCAUUUGAUAAAAAAAUUAAGGAUUUUAUGACUGAAAUACAUUGUUGUGUUUCAAUCAUAAGCUUGUCAUGACGAAAAAGUUCUUUUAAAAUACCAUAGUUUGUCGGAUAAAACAGGGUCUUUCAUGUAUUAUUGUUUGAAAGGAGGAUAGUAUCUAUUAUAAAAAUUGUAUAUUCUGUGAUAUUUUGACAAAAUGAUUAUAAAUCUCAAUAAACAUUUUAAGAAUUA